UAAUACACAUUUAUAACACAUUUUAGUAUUUUAAAGAUUUCAUAAGGUUAACUAAAUUCCUAGUAAUUUAUUUUACUUCUAUUAUUUCAUUUAAUUAUUAUUCGAUUCUAAAUACGAUAAUUAUGUUUUUUAAUACCUUUCGAACAUUGUCAUGUACAGUAUACAAAGCAUCGAGUAGUUUUUCGGCCAGCAACAACUUUGUAAGUUAACAAUAUAUUAUAUAAAAUAUAGUAUAAUUAAAUGGAUUAAAUAGAAUAUUUUAUUUAGAAAAAUGGAAGAAACAUUUAUACAAGUGUGAUCAAGUAUAAUGGACUUUUGAGUAAGGAAGAUAAUGAGACAAUGGUAUCAAUUAAAGAUAGGUCAGUUGUAAUUCCCAUUGAGACCAGUAUUGAAUAUAUGGAAAGUGAAGGUAUGGAAAUAAUUUAAUCAUUUUACUUAAAAAUUAUUUGUAAAUUAAGUUUUUUUUUAUUUAACAUUUCAACAUUGAAAUAAUUAUAUUUAGUAUGAAUCCCGUAUGAAAAGUCUGAGGACAAAAGGUCCAUGGACAAAAUUUUGAAAAAAGUUGGAUAAAAAGUCCGGACUCAUUUUAUUAUUGAUGGACAAAAAUUACAAACACAUUUUUAUGUUCUACAUUAAUAAUAGUUAUUUAAAAUAUAUUAAGUUUUAAAAAAUAAUAAAUAUUAAUAUUGAUCACUACAAUUAUAUAAAUAAUAACAAUUUUCAGUUUAUUAUUAGAAGUUUCUAAAAUAAUUGGACAUUAUUUUAAAUUUUAUUUGAACGUUUCCACCGAAUACUCGAAACAAGUUUAUGAAAAACCAUAGUUAUAUGAAUAUUCAUUAAAUAACAUUUUUUAUUUUCUUAAUGUGGUAUAAAUAUAGAUGAAAAAUAAUAAUUGAUUUAUUAGAUGUAGAUUUAUUUAAAUCAUGUGUAAAAGUAAUAAUAAUAAGAAGAUAAUUUUUUGUUUUUUGGAUUUUUUUGUCUGACAAUAAAAUUGUGCUCGGUCUUUUUGUCUAAAUACCAUUUAAUAUUAGAUACCUAAACCUUGUAAAUGUUAUUACUAGCCACUAGAUUGAUCAGGUUUGGGUGUCUAUGUGUCUAUACAAAUAUAAAACAAGUAUUGGAAUGAUUCUAGUCUAGUUCCCAUACAUUUUUUUUUUUAAUGUGUGUUUUUAAAUGUUUAAUCCAUUUUUAUAAUCAAAACUUACCUAUCACACUUCCUUAUAUUGUUUUUGUAAAUUAACCUUAAAAAAUAUCAAUUUUAGAAUUAAUCCUAAAUGUAUUACAUCCAAAAUGUGAUUAAAAAUGGAUAUUUUUUUUGUUAUUGUUAUUUGUAGUUAUAGAUGAUUUGAUAAUAAAGUUUUUUUUAUUGAAGUCAGAAUAAGUCUAUUUGGCUAGUUUUAGAGUUACAGAUGUUUAAAUGUUCCAUAUUUCGCUGAGCUCACUCAGACAAUUUUAAUCAAAAAUAACCCUAGAUCACUUCAGAUAGGGCACAAUAUAAAAUCAAAUUCAUCAUUUUUACUGUUGAUGUAAAUAAGUAGGUACUUAUCUCAAAAUUAAGGUAAAAAUGAUCAUAUGUUGGGUCCAUCUGAUAGCAAACUAUGCUGUGACAUGUCAUAAUCAUAUAAUAUUAGGAUCGAUAACUGUUUGCAUCAUUAGUAUUGAACAUCUAUAACUCUAAAAAUAGGCCAGAUAGACUUAUUCUGACUUCAAUACAAAAAAUCUAUGUUUACAAAAUUUCAAAUACCACAAAUAAUAAUAAUAAUAACAUAUGUCUAUUUUUGAUUAAAUGCUAUUCUUCAAGUUUAAUACACAAAAAUUAUAAAUAUAAGUAUGAUAAACAAGUUUUCACUAUACCAAUAGAUUAAGCAUUUAAAAACACACAUUUGGAAAAACAAAAAAAUUUGAAUGUUAAAUUCUAACUAAGAAAUACAGUAAAUGGAAAAACUUAAUUUUAUGAAUUUUUUUCCCAUAACUUCCAAACAAAUUUUAUUCAAUUUUUUUUUUCAUUAUGUUCUUAAUGUAUACACAUAAAUACACAUUUUGAAAAACACAAACCCAAAAAAUCGUGUGGGAGCUAAACUAGAAUUAUGCCCAAGUAUUUAUAUCUACUUAUACAAUUUAAUGAAUUUUAUUUUAUUUUAAAUGUUCUAUACAUGAUAUAAUCAAUCAUGAAAAAUGAAGCAACUUGUAAUAUGUGAUAGUAGUAUAACUUAUGUGAUUUACCUCACAUACUCGUACUACAACUUGUAUAACUUCUAAUAUAGGUAUCUAAAUAUUAUUAUUUUAUACAUACACUAUUUAUCAAUAGGCUGCAUAAAAUAUUGUUUUAUGAAACACUAGUGCAAUUAAUAAACUCAAAUAAUAUACAUAUAUUAUCAUAAUGAUGAAUAAUAUUGAUUAAAAUGUAUAAAUACAAAAAGUGAUAAAAAAGUACAAACACUUCCUUAUACAAUUUACAAACAUGCAAAUACAUAAAUAAUAAAAUAAUAAAGUAAAAAAAAAAUUAUUAAAUGGUUAAUACUCAUAAAUAAAUAAAUACAUUUUACCUGACAUUGAAUUUCUAAUUCGAAACCAGUCAUACAAUAUACAUUUCAUAAUACUCCAGGCACAUACUAUAUUUAUUUAUAUAUUUAUAUACAUAAAACAUUAAUUUCUUAAUAUGAAGAUACAGAUUUAUAUUAAUGACUAUAUAAUUAUAAACACAUUAUAAAAUUUUAAUUGAAAUAAAAAGAUUAAAAGUAAUAAUUUCAAGAUCAAGUUUAUAUUUAAAAUAAAAAAGAAAAUACAGUUCAAUACCUUAUUGUUAUACUAAUAGUCUAUUAAGAAAGUAUUACUUAUAUGUCUUAAAAUGUUUUCUAUCUAACAUCUAUUCACACAUUCAUAUUACUAGUUUUUUUACUAUCAAGAAUGUUGAUCAAAUUAGUUUUUGGUUUAUUUGCAAUAUUUUUGUUCAAAUUGGUGGGAGUUUACUGUCCUAAUGGGCACCUAUAGGCACCUAAGGAUGGAUGAUGGAUGGACCAGGGUGCCUGCUGUAAGGGGGAUAUACAAUUGACUAAAAUAUAAGAUACACAUAUACUUUAUAUGUUAUAAAAGAUUAAUAGAUAAAAUAAUUUUGUACUACUUAACCUACUAAGAAAAGGUUUGUUAAGUUUUUAUUUUUAUUUUUAUAGUAUCUUAAAAUUAAUUUUGUCUACAUUACUCAGUUCAACAAUUUUACUUAUCAAAUAUAAAUGUGUAAGUUUUCCAAAAAAUUAACCUUAAUUUAGUAUUAACUUUACAAUGAUAAUAAACACAUUGUUAAAUAAUAUUUACACUAGAAUAUGACAGUACAAUUUUACAAUAAUUUGGGUGUGGUUAAAACUAAUAAACAAUUAUUAAAUUUGAAUAAAUGCACGUUAGAAAAAAUGAUUUGGCAUUUAUAAGAUACAUUAUCAUUGGGCUAAAAGUCCAGCUUAUAUUUAUGGUUACUUUUUGAUUUAUCGGAUACAUUAAUUUUGUGUUUAAAAUUAUCUAAUUUUGUUACUUAUCACAAUUGUAUAAAACAUGGCAUGCCAUUAAUAAAAUAUAUCUUAUAUUUUACAACAUUCAUAACUAGGGAUCCUGACUUAUAGUACUUAAGACACAAAAAGGCGCUGAAAAACAUUAAAAAAGGCUUGAAAAAAAGUACUUUAAACAUAUAUAUAUAUAUAUUAGACCAAAUGGUAGAAGGGUUUAAAUGUUCCCUGUUUAACAACUAUAAAUUAUUAAAUAUAAUUUUCUAACUCUUUUUAACUUUUGGUCAAUUUUAGUUUUGUAGUGUUAGAAAAUUGUAUUAGAUAAGUUAAAGCCAUUAGAAAGGGAACAUUUAAACCCUACUGGUUUUUCAUUUUAAAUAUUUUUCAAAUGCUUUUUUUUUGAAAAAAAUUUGGACUAUUUAAAAUUAUUAUAAUAUUAAACCUAUUUAAUCAUAAUAUUAAUAAUUAUUGAAUUUCAAUAAAUACAUUUUAUAUACAUUUACAUCUAGACAUUUUGUUUUGUAAUUAUUAGGUAAAUCAUAUGAUUUUCAAUUUAUUGGUGUGUAGGUAGUAGAUUUGAUUCAAUACAUUUAAAAUUUUUGACAUUUUGAUAUAUAUAAUUUUUCAAUUUUUUUCAAAAUGUGGGGGGCUAUGAGCCAUGGUAACCUCAAUCCUGUAUUUUUUGUUAGAAACAACUUUACAAAACAAUAUUAUACUAUCGACUAUUACAGAUAUAUACAAUUGUAUAUUUAGAGUACUUAUAGUAGGUAUCUGUAGUGUAUAUAGACUAUAUAAUAGGGCCCUAGGCCCCAGCCCAUAGUGAGAUUUCAGAUUCAAUUAAAACUUUUUGCAUAUUGCUUUAGGGUGGAGUAAUGUAUUUUCCUGGUAUAGGUAAUUUUGUGAAUUUCGAUAUUUACUGAUUGUAAACAGUUAACACUUGUCAACAGUAGUACUUUGCAGUGCUCAAAUUGAGAGGAGAUGGAGUACCUCAACUAAUUUUUCAGAAAUGUUAGUCUACCUUUACUAUUUGUUUGAAGGAGACACAAUGGAGGAUACAAGAUACCAUGUUUUGAAAGAGCUAUAUAUAAAAGACUAUACCUAUAAAAGUAUUCAGUAAAUUUUCUUACCUCUAAGAUUAUUUUUCAUUAAAUAAAUAAAAUAGAAUAAAACAGAUGCAGUAAAUAUAACAGUAACAAGUUUUCCUAAAGUUUUCUGGGGUUUCAAAAUAAUUAAGAAUACUAUACAGAAAAUCAAAAAUAACCACUGUAUUGCACCAACUAGACAACAAUUUUUGUUAGGAACCAUCACCUUUUAAGUUGAUAAUUGAAGCAAGAUUUCUGGAAGAAAAGUUGUUCACAUACAGGAAAAGAACAAACAUAUCAUCAUAAAAGAAUCAUAGUAAUAACCAUCACAUUAGAAUCUAAAAUAAAUAAUAUAUACUAUAGUAGAUACUAUGUAAGUAAAAGUUAGGCUGCAGUAGGUAGUGUUUAUUUUUGGAAAGUAUGAAUUACUGAAUUAUGUUUGGAAAUUGGUGCAGGAGGUUUGGAGGGCUAAGCCUCACACUGGUUGAGGUUUAUUUAUAUCUUAUAGUCCCUCUUUUAUUUUAUCAAUUCGAGCACUAGUACCUUGUGUAACAUUUGAUGCUAUGUAUAUGUUUACUGGUGAAUAGGUAUAUUUGUUACAAACACUCAAAGAAGUAUCACAAAAUGAAAUCUAUCAUGAACAUAUCUUUCUUUACCCUAUUACCUAAAUAAUAUAUACUAUAUUACAUCAGUCAAGACAUCAACCAUGAUCCAUAUCUAAGUUGUUUUUUGGUAUAUAACUGACUACGAUAUAUACUAUAUAUAACUACGAUACAACUGUUGAAAGACGUUUUUCAACAUUAGAUUGACUUAAAACUGCUUUGAUGUUGAUUCAUCAUACCUCUAAAUAUUGAAGAAAUUGUUAAUAUUUUUAUUUUAAAAAUAUAAAAAUCAAUUUUACAUAAUAUUUAAAUGAUGAAUCAGUUAAAUAUUUCCAUGUGAAUUUCUCAAAAACAUUUUAAAUCUACCUACUGUGUAAAAAAAAAAUGCUAAAUUUAUUAUAUAAUAUAAUAAUCAAUAUGUAUUUAUAAUUAUAAUUCCUCUAUUUGCAUUAUUUAUGUUAUAAUUAAAAUCACCUGGCCCUCUAAAAGUAGCUUUGUUGGUGGUAAAUUAGCCCCUAGUGACAAUAAUUUCUAUAUAUGCUACUGAUAGGUACCAUCUAUAUUGUGAAGUAUUAAUAAACUAUAAACUAUAAAAUAUGUUUUUUUUUAUAGAGUUUUCUAAAGCUUAGUCUCUCCCCAAUUAAGUCUCUGGAGCUAAUCCUGAUUACUAUACCAUUUUAUAUGUGAUGGUGCUCUUAUAAAAAAUAUAUAUUCAAUACAUAUUUUAAACACAUUUAAAAAAUAUAUGUGUAUUUUUACUCUAAAUACUUUGAAAAAGUAAAAGACAAGUCUACUUGCACCUAGCCUAAAUUAGAUUAUAAGCUAUAGGAUUCACAUGAAUUUAUGAGAAGUAUUCAAUCAAACAUCUAUUUUAGCAAGUAUUUAUUGAUUCUUCUAUGUCAGCAUUAAACAUUAAUAAUAAUUAUAAUUAUUUAUUUAAAUUUAAAAUCAUUUUUAACAGUCCAAGUAUAAUUUGUAUAAAUAAGGUUUUUAUGUUGUAACUUAUUAAACAUUAUAUAAAAUAUAAUCACAAGAAACUUUAGUAUGAGAGUUUACUAUACUGAUUUUUGUAGCCAAAUCAUAUUACUGACUUCUCAAGAAUUAUUUAGUCUCUUGCAAUAUCCUUAAUAAUGAGUAAUGACUCACACUAUUCACACUUGGUUUACAUCCAUUUACAGUUAAUGAAACUACACCUUUUAGUUUAUAGUUUAAAUUAUUAACAGUCAAUACUUCUGGAAUAUCCUCUAAUUUAGUUUUUACAAUUGUAUUUGCUAUCAUUAUUUACUUCUAAAAAUAUUUAAACAUUUAAUUUUAUGUUAAUAUUUAUUAUAUUAAUGAAAGUGUAUUUUAACCUUGAUAAGUCGAAAUUCAAGGAAAAUGCAAUUUUUUCUGACUUCUCGAGGUUUUUGAGUUAUCAAGGUUUUAGAAAAAAAAAUUGAUUUAAAGAGUUUUUAAAAUGAACAUAUGUAUUAUAGUUUUUAAUUAUUAUAUAGUUUAUAUGUACACAUAAUUACAGCAUGUAUUGUUAUUAUUACUUUAAAAUUGUAUUACUAAAAAAUGAUUAGGUUGAAUUGUGGGCUGCACAAUCUGAUUAAACAAUUGAUUAUAAAAAUUAUCAGUCAUUAUCCAUUUAUAUUUAGAACACAGAAUGUUCGAGUUAUCUAUAGUUUUUCUUUCAAGUAACCUCCGAGUCUACUGUACUUGCAAUUACCAUUGUUAAAUUUAUAUGUCUCAAUAAAAAUAUGAUAUUUUGAAAAUUCAGGAACCAAUGUCACUUGUCCAUUGCACAGAUUUUUGCUGCAUUUAUUUUUGACUGGUUUGAUAUGAGUAUUUAUAAAGUCAAAAAUUAUAAAAGUUCCCAUGAAAUAUAUGUAACAUAUGCUUUGAUCACAUUUAUUAUUUAAAGAUUAUUGAGUACUUAGGUAACAUGCAUCUUAAUAAAUUUUCAAAAGUUGUAUCACAUUCAACCAGCUUUUGGUCAUAUUUCAGGGGAGUUGUGUUGAACUAAGACAGCAUAUGUGGGUAUGACAUUCUUUUAAAAAUUACAAUUAAAUUAAAUACAAAUUACAAAUUUUGUAAUUAGUAUUUUUGGGUUAAUAUUAGAGUCCCAUUUUUAUGCAAAAACAUAUUUAUAACAAACAUAUGCUAUUUGAUGGGAGUAAACAUUUUAUAACCUAUAGAAUCUAUUAAAAAAAAGUUUUUUUUUUUAUUCAAAUGAGUGCAUAUUUCUGCUAUAUUGGAUUAUAUUACAGAAAUAUUAUGAAGUUUUUAGUUUAGUUUAAUUUAUAUCUAGUCACCCAUUCAAUAUAAUUUCCUGUGAUAGAUUGUUGUGAGCAAAUAUAACCUUAGUUUAAUUACUAUACAAUAAUACUAUUUGUAUAGUUCAACCAAGACAUUUAUAUUAGUGUUUAAGAUAAAAAAUUAAGUAUUAUCAGUACAUUGUUUGUUUAGCAUACAAAACCACAUAUGGAAAUGAUCCUGUAUGGAAAGAAUAUCGUCGAAAUCACAAAGGAAGUAUUCCACCAAUAAAAACUAGGAAAAUGUGUAUUGUUAGUUCCAAAUUAAUUUGUAUGAUAAUUUUUAAUUUUAAUAUAAUAAUGUGUUUUAAUAUUUUAGAGAGCUGAUAAAAUUUCUACUGGGAAUCCAUGUCCAAUUUGCCGUGAUGAAUACUUGAUACUGGACUAUAGAAAUGUGGAGUUGCUCAAACAAUUCAUAUCACCAUAUUCUGGCAAAUUAUUAUCUUAUUCGUAUGUCAAAGAAUUUUUUUUUCUAAUUGAUACAAAAUAUUUUAAAUGAUAAAUAACUUAUUCAUAUUUUAAAAUGUAACUUAUCUGCUAGAUUUUUUAACACAUUCAUUUUCUCAAAAAGUACAAACUUUUAUAGAUAAUUUUCUUUUUGGGAAAUUUGUGUCAUUUUUAAAUUUUACAUUAUCCUUUUUAUUCUUAUGUUUUAUGGUUAAAUUACUUAUAACAACUUUUUAAUUUUUAAAUUGAACCUGUAUUAAAAAUUUCACAAAUUCACAAAGUUAUAAUUGAAAUAAAUAAUCCAGUUGGUGUUGAAAUAUCUAGUUUCCAUUUAUACAUUGGCAAUUUAAGUUUGGUUUUUUUAAUUGUGUGGAUUGUAGAAGGAGCAGUGGACUCCUUUUACUGGUGUUUAUGCAACAAUACAAAGCUGAUAUAUCUAACUAACAGAUAGUAAUUAAAUAUUAUAACAUUGUUAUUACCUAUGUUGGUGGUGGUUUCUUUUCUAUCAAAUAAUAGUGAAAAAUCAGGAUAAUGUAAUAUUUGAUUGUAACAAUUAUCUUAAAUUUUUAAAAAUGAAAAUGUUAAUUAAAGAUAACACAUUUCACAAUAAAGUAUAUAUUUAUAGAAUUACUCUAUAUAAUCUUAAAGAAAUACAAAUGUAUAAUAAGCCACUGGCAUAGUUGAAUUAAUAUAUAAAUCAGUUUUUUUUAUUUUUUCUGAAAAUUAAUCAAUAUGGAGUUACUAUAAUUGAGAUUAGGCCAUAUUACACAAUAUAAAAUUAUACAUAUGAAAGUAAAAGACUUUCAUUGUGAAUAUUAUAGUACAAAUAUUAAUUCCAUAAAAUAUUUAAAAAAUAUAAAAUCAUAUUAAGGCUUCUACAGUGUUCUAUUAUUAAAAUUUCAAACUAAAAUUGUAUACACAUAUAGUAUAGAGGUCGAUGAUUACAAAAAAAUAUUUUAAGCAAAAUUGGCAUUUCCAUAAAAAUGCUUUUCUUGCACCCAGCCACUCAAUUGUAGUCAUUUCCUGGAAGGGAAUUUUCCUGUGGCAGUACAUUAGGUAUAUAAUUUUUUGAUUUUCCCAGGGACUUACAUAAUAAAUGGGGGAACUGAAUGAAAAUAAUACUUUUAUAAUUUUAAAUUUUGGUUUUUGUUGUAAUUCAGUUAACAAUAUUCGUUGAGACUUGAAAUUUUGAUAGUUAUCUUAUAUUUGCAUUUUAAUUUUACAGUGAGGGGGAUAUUCAUUUUUGUUCAUUUGGUAUUUUAUAGAUAAAAAUUGUUAGACCAAACAGAAAUGCUAGAAAAUUUAACAGGAUGGUAAUGAUCUUCCUGUUAAAUUGUAUAAGUUAAUAUUAUAAUUUGUCCUUUGAGUUAAAAAAAAAAUUAAGUGUCAUGUAAAAUUUUUUUAUAAGAAAUUUAAAUCAAAGUUUGAAAGCAACACUGUUUACUGAAUUCCUCUUAGAAUCGUUUUUCUUUAGCAAUGAUUAAUCACUAACUGUAGAUAUACAUUAAAUUUCCCCUCUACCUUCCCAAAUUCUGACCUACAAUAGUGGUACACCUAUUGUGUGAAGUAUGUUCAUUUUUUUUUAUAAUGAAAUACAGUUUACAUGAUUAACAUAAUAUUUUUAUUUUUAAAUUGCAAUAAGGAAAAUUGUUAAAAAUUUAAAAAAAUUUUGUUUCAGAUUAACUGGUCUUUGUCAAAAACAAUAUCAAAAUUUGAUAGUAGCAGUCAAAAAAGCUAAGGACUGGGGAUUUAUUAAAUUUGAUCUUCCAGUUAAACAUUAUAAUUAUGAUGAAUAUAAAAAUUCAGAUAAGUAAAAAUCAAACAAUGUAAUUGAUCUAUAGGAGAAAUAUAUUAAAUUAGAAAUAUAUUUCAGC
Molecule: messenger RNA, 9796 nt
Organism: Cinara cedri
Lineage: Eukaryota; Metazoa; Arthropoda; Insecta; Hemiptera; Aphididae
Source: the annotation of a GenBank genome assembly